Molecule: messenger RNA, 1335 nt
Organism: Lecanosticta acicola
Lineage: Eukaryota; Fungi; Ascomycota; Dothideomycetes; Mycosphaerellales; Mycosphaerellaceae
Source: the annotation of a GenBank genome assembly
AUGAAGCGAAUGAAGAAGGCUCCGGGAGGGUUAAAGCAGAUGCAGUACCACUGUGUGAAGGCCGCUGAAGCAAUCUACAAGGUGCACAGCGAGGGAGUACCGGAAUCACACGUCGACAGGACGAAGUACGCGAAGUCAACCUCUGGAUACUACUCGAACAUGGAGUUGACAUGUGGCGCGCGAUUUCUGCAAGUGGAGGCCGUCGUGAGAGGUAAUAAGUCUAUUGCCAAGCGGCUUGCUCAGGGCGACUACCUUCAUGUCUCGCGGAACCCAGAGGACUGUCUACAGCGAGAAAUGGCCAACAUCUACGUCAACGAUGGACGCGAGAUUAAUAAGAAGGAGGAGCGCGAGGCGGAGGAGCUGGCUCGAGCAGCAGGCACAGCUGCUGAAGCAAUCGGCAACGGCAAUGAAGAUGCUGACGAGCCACCUAAGAAGACUCGCACCAAGUCAAAGAAGCGGGCUGCUGAAGAAGCAGAUGAGCCAAAGCCGAAGCGACGUAAGAGUAGUAGGAUUGCAGCGGAAGGCGACGUCAAUGUCGAUCAAGAAGUGUCCUCAACGAUGGGCGUGCAGGCCUCAGCCGAUGUUCUGAGGAAAGGGGCGUCAAAUCCGGCUGCAUCCUCUUCUUACCCAGUGCCAAACUCUACGGCACCACAAUGCACGAUGAUUGCAAAUCCCCAGCAAGGCACCAAGAGAGAGGAGAUCGCCACUACUGAUGGUGAAGCUGAAGCUGGCGUGACGAUGGCGGAUCGUGUACAGCGGGAGCGUGCUGCCGCGCACGGUCGACUCAUGCGUGCGCAGAGAACGAUACAAACAGACACUCGAGCCACAAACGUUGACGGAGUUUACGGUGACAACACUAUGUCCGCAACAUACUCGAGCCCGGCGUACCGCAACCACAUGCCCAACGACACCGGCAGCAAUGUCUGCUCCGCUGUUCCAAGCUCUUCGACGCAGUCAGGUCCUCGGAAAGGCUCAACGAUGGGGCACAGAUACACGAGCCAGCUGUCAAACUAUGCCGCUGGUUAUGGAGGCCUGUCUCCAGGUGCAUCCUUUCGCUCAGGUCCGAAUCAUCCAGCCUUUCCAGGUGGAUCAACUGGACAACCAACGAUUCGGCCACCAUUGCCAGGACUGUCGCGUGAGCCAUCACAACAGCCCAACUCGCCCUUGAACUACUUUCAGGCAUCGCAUGUGAAUGGUCCAAAUCCGGGCACACAGUAUCCUACCGCAGACCUGACUGAUAGGCCCACCCUUACACAUGAAGAGCAAUGGAGUAUCCCUGACCAGAAUCAGAGGCCCAACAGCCGAGCUUUCCACGACGAUGAGGAGGAGUUGUAA